This is a messenger RNA of Morus notabilis, 1089 nucleotides long. RefSeq names its product DNA-directed RNA polymerase III subunit RPC6. The record is from RefSeq and is a predicted model, not a curated record. Gene Ontology annotation, cellular component: RNA polymerase III complex. Bases 188 to 904 code for a protein of 238 amino acids. Gene Ontology annotation, biological process: transcription by RNA polymerase III. Lineage: Eukaryota; Viridiplantae; Streptophyta; Magnoliopsida; Rosales; Moraceae. The transcript is spliced from 2 exons.
CCUAAAUUCAUCGUCUCUACCAGUCUGCCUUCUCACAAAGUUUUCUCCCCAAGUCUCAACCCUCCUUUCCCUUUGCGCCACCCACUUUGCCCCCCGCAUUUGAAGGGCUCACUUUGCGCAUUCCCUGCCCAGGGCCGUCCUUCCUUCAGAGGUGAAAGAAGCCGUAUUAUUAUUGAACGUACGAGGAAUGAGUCGGUUGCAGGAGCCUUCAUCUCUUAAACGAAAGCAACCAGAUUCCAGAUCACCACUGGAUUCGCUGACAGAACACGAGCGCAUCAUUUACAAUGUGAUCAGAAGCAAGCAAGACAUGGGAAUCUGGAUGCAAGACAUGAAGCGAGUGGCGAAAGUCCCGGACAAUGUGGCUAACAAAGCUCUCAAAUCCCUUGAAACCAAAAAAUUGAUAAAAGAGGUUGUAAAUAUCCAAAAGAGGGGAAAGAAACACUACGUUGCUGCCGAGUUCGAGCCUGCAACAGAAAUCACGGGCGGGGCUUGGUACUCUAAUGGGAAGAUGGACUUUGUGGUUAUAAAUAUUCUAAAAGACCAAUGCCUGAAAUGGAUUUAUAAGCAGAGGGUUGCGACAUUGGAGGGAAUCUUGGAUGCAAUUAGGAAGAGCGGAAUUUCUAAUGUCGAGUUAACAACCGUGCAAAUUGAGGAGCUUGUAAGAGCUUUGGUUUUGGACAAUGAGGUUGUGGAGGUCAAGAGCAAUGGCAUGGGAGAGUUUGAUUCUAUUCCAGUGGGGAAAGUUUGCUACAAAUCUACAAGCAAGGGAAGUAGAGGAGAUCCGAAGAUCGGGGCUAUGUCUUCCAUUCCUUGUGGGGUUUGCCCUAGGAUAAGUGAUUGUACACCGGAUGGCAUUAUCUCCCCCAAGACGUGCAAAUACUACAGUCAAUGGUUGGACUUCUGAUCUGCGUAUUUAUCUAUGAAUUGUUUAGUUUCUCUCUUAAACUGUUCUUUUUACCAUUGAGAUGUGGUUUUGCAGAAGCUUUGACUUCUAACAAUUUUGUUAUAUAGUAAGAAAAGUAACUUUGUUAGUUGAAACGACAUUGAAUUUGGAAAUAGUCUCGAGUGGCAUCUCUUGGUUUCUAACAG